Nanorana parkeri is the source of this 2620-nucleotide messenger RNA. RefSeq names its product taste receptor type 1 member 3-like. Gene Ontology annotation, molecular function: G protein-coupled receptor activity. Bases 152 to 2620 code for a protein of 822 amino acids. Lineage: Eukaryota; Metazoa; Chordata; Amphibia; Anura; Dicroglossidae. Gene Ontology annotation, cellular component: membrane. The transcript has 7 exons. Gene Ontology annotation, biological process: sensory perception of umami taste; sensory perception of sweet taste; G protein-coupled receptor signaling pathway. The record is from RefSeq and is a predicted model, not a curated record.
CAAUAAGGUACAUGAAGACAUUAUAGCAUUCUGAAUUGCAGCAAAUUUCACAAGAUGGAUCUAUUAUUGAAGCACAGUCCUCUGUGCUGACGAUAGCUGACAGCUGUACAGGUUCCCAGUCACCUCCAUUCGCUGUCAAUGACUAACAGCUAUGAUGUUAUAUGCAGUCUUAUCGCUGGGGUUCAGUGUGAGGGCUAUACUGGGGGACGAACCUGUAGCCUACCAGGUUUUCAGAAAGCCAGGAGACAUCAUGAUCGGAGGCUUGUUUCCCUUCCACACCACCGUUAACGGCUUGGAUAAUUAUUGGAAACCGGAACCACUGACAUGUUUAAGCUUAAACCCUACAGGUUUUCUCCAGGCUAUAGCAAUGAAAUUUACCCUGGAAGAAAUCAACAACAGCACUACCCUCCUUCCAGGAUGGACUCUGGGCUACGAGAUCUACGACACAUGUGUUAAUACACUGGUUGCGCUACACCCAGUCCUGCUCCUCUUAACCAAAAAUGGCACAGAACACAUGGAAAUGAAAUGUAACCUUACAUACUACAGAACCAGAGUCAUUGCUGUGAUUGGACCUUCAUCCAACGAGGUGGCCACUGUCAUCAUGAAGCUCUUCAGUGCUUUCCUUAUGCCUCAAAUCAGUUAUUCUGUAACCUCUGAUGUAUUUAGCGAUAAAAGCACCUACCCUGCCUUCUUCCGAACCGUGCCAAGCGACAGUAAGCAAGUUAAUGGAAUGGUUGACUUGAUGACACAGUUCAAGUGGAACUGGAUAGCUGCUGUGGCCAGUGAGGAUGAUUAUGGCGUUUCCGCUUUACAGCAGUUCUCAUCUUCUGCCAUGGGUAAAGGCAUCUGUGUUGCCUAUGAAGGUCUAAUCCCAGAGAUCACCUCAAGCUCUGACACAAGCACAGUCAUUGAGGACAUAUUGGACAAAAUAGAUCAGGCUGAUGUCAAUGUCGUGCUUGUGUUUUCUUCCCUAACCCAAUCCAUAGCCCUUUUCAAAGAAGUCAUUAUGCGUAACAUGACAAAAGUAUGGAUAGGAAGUGCCUCCUGGGUGCUCUCAGAAGCUAUUUUCUCUUUGCCAGGCAUUGAACGCGUUGGCACAGUGAUAGGAUUCUUCCCAAAUGGCAACUAUGUUUUUGGAUUCGAGGAAUUUUUAAAAAACGCCAUCUCACAAAUAUACCCAUCACAGUCUGCCCUCGAGUCUUUAUCCUUGGGGACCAGUGAAGGUUAUCAAAGUAUUGAUCUCAACCCAAAUAUAAUCAGCAGUAUAUUAAACCCGCUGACUGCUUUGUAUGCACAUAGUGUAUACACUGCUGUGUACGCAGUGGCUUAUGCAUUGCACAGUCUUCUUAACUGUACCUCCAAAAAUUGCAACAACCAAGAUUCCACCCUAUAUCCUUGGAAGUUGCUUGAUGAAGUGAAGAAAGUGAAUUUCUCCAUCUUUAACACAUCGUUCAGGUUUGACAGUAAUGGAAAUCCCAACACAGGGUAUGAUAUUGUUACUCACAGCUUGUCUAAGAUGGGCUUCAUCACAAUCGGAUCUUACGAUACUAAACUGAAGUUGAAUAGUUCUCUCAUUAACUGGGGAACCAAAGAAAACCAGGUUCCAGUAUCUCAGUGUUCUGGUGACUGCUUACCUGGUCAGAUUAAGAGAGUGAAAGGAACACAUUCAUGCUGUUUUGACUGUAUUGAUUGUCAGGAGGGAUUAUUUCAGUCUUCAGGGGAUGACUUCCAGUGUCAAUCUUGUCCAGCGGGUCAGUGGUCCAGUGUACGGAGCACCAGCUGCAGCUACCCUACCUACCUGUAUCUACAGUGGAGUGACACAUCUGUCAUUUGGCUUCUGCUCCUUUCCUUUGUCCUGCUCUGUUUUGUCCUGGGAACGCUCAUUCUGUUUUUCAAACACAGACAUUCUCCACUUGUUCAGGCCUCUGGUGGCUGCAUGUGCUUCAUUGCUCUUACUUCUCUAGUCGCCGUUCUAUCUAGCAUGGUCCUUUUCAUAGGAAAGCCAGCGCAUGUGGUGUGCCUAUUGCAGCAGCCAUUCCUGGCUAUGAGCCUCACUUGCUGUCUGUCAACAUUCUCCAUCAAGGCCGUCCAAGUCAUGUUGGUGACGGACUUUAAAGACGUUCCCACUAAAUUUAUCCAGUGGUCAAAGACCACAGGGACUUGGGUUUCUUUUCUCUCCGGCAUCCUAAUUCAGGGUUUGUUCUGCACUUGGCAUAUUGUAAGCACAGUCAAUUCACCUGAAAACAAUGAGGUCACUUUCCUCUAUAAAUAUCUCAAGUGUGAAAUCCCCAAUAUCCUUGCUUUCUUCUUGAUGUUUGGCUACAAUGGAUCACUAGCUCUUAUAUCCUUCAUGUUAAAUUGUGUAGCACAGGCUCCACCUGGCCAAUAUAACCUGGCCAGAGAUAUCACGUUCUCAACAUUGUCCUAUUUGCUGAUAUGGAUCGUUUUUGUUCCCGCUUAUGCUGAAGUUACAGAUGGUAGCCAAUCUUUGUUGCAAAUGGCAGUCACUAUUAUCAGUUCCUUUGGUAUAAUGCUGGGUUAUUUUGCUCCAAAAUGCUAUAUUCUUUUGUUUAACCCUCAGAUGGCAUCAGAGGAGUAUUUCAAAAUAUAUAAUAACUAG